ACAGAAUAUAUAAAGCACUUUGGCCCCGAAAUUCAGCAACGGUAAGUAAGAGAAGGUUAUAUAAUUACUCGCCUAAUUGACAGAGGAUUCCGGCGACGGCGACACCGUGAAGCGCCGCCAAAUCCUCCUGAGUCGAUGCAGUCAACCCAUACGUAUGGCUGCUCUUAAAGAAUUCACCCGCACAACACACGCCGUACACGCACUGGCCAACUUCUACGCCGCACAACUCCUACUAUGUUCCAAACAAGCCCCACCAUCGUCCUCCACUGUCCGAAUGAUUCAUGCCCACAUGAUAGCAUCUGGGUUCAGGCCACAAUCUCACAUCCUCAACCGCUUAAUGGACAUGUACUGCAAAUCGUCCAACAUUGCAUAUGCACGCCAACUGUUCGACGAAAUUCCUGAACCAGAUGUUGUUGCACGAACCACCUUCAUUACUGCAUAUUCAUAUUCUGCCUCCUCUGGAGAUGGUUUAGGUUUCAAGUUGGCAAGGGAAAUAUUUAAUACAACUCCUUUACAUACCCGCGAUACCGUUUGUUACAAUGCCAUGAUAACUGCCUGUGCUCAUAAUGAAGAUGGUAACGCUGCGAUCAAGCUGUUUUGUGAGAUGAAAAGAUAUGAUUUUCGUCCGGAUAAUUACACUUACACGAGCGUGUUGUCCGGGCUGUCACUUGUAGCGGAGCAUGAGUCACAUUGUCAGCAGUUUCAUUGUGAGGUUGUGAAAUCCGGAACAGGGUUUGUCACGUCGGUUGUUAAUGCGCUUAUUUCUGUGUAUGUUAAGUGUGCUUGUUCGCCAAUGGCUGCUGCGCGGAAACUGUUUGAUGAAAUGCCACUGAGAGAUGAGUUAUCUUGGACUACAAUUAUCACAGGGUAUAUAAGAAACGAUGAUUUACACGGUGCUAGACAAGUUUUUGAUGGUAUGAAUGAGAAGCUAAUAGUUGCGUGGAAUGCGUUGAUUUCUGGAUACGUGCAUAAAGGGCUUGUUUCUAACGCACUUGAAUUGUCGAGAAAGAUGUGUUUGCUGGAAAUCGGGUUUGAUGAAUUUAGUUAUACUAGUAUCCUUGGUGCUUGUGCUUCUGGUAAAUUGUUCUUACAUGGUAAACAAGUGCAUGCUUACAUAACUCGAACCGUAAAAAACCCAUCGCGUGACUUUCUGUUUAGCGUUAACAAUGCAUUGAUCGCGUUAUAUUGGAGAUGUGGUAAAUUAGACGAUGCAAGGAAAAUUUUCGAUAAAAUGCCUUUGAGGGACCUUGUUUCAUGGAAUACCAUUUUAUCCGCUUAUGUUGACGUAGGCCGGAUCGAAGAAGCCCGGACAUUUUUCGAUAAAAUCCCAGAAAAAAACGAGUUAACAUGGAGCGUUAUGAUAUCCGGUUUUGCACAAAACGGUUUAGGUGAAGAGGGUUUGAAGCUUUUCAACCAAAUGAGAUCAUGUAACUGUCAACCGUGUGAUUAUUCGUUCGCCGGUGCGAUAAUAUCAUGUGCGGUUCUUGCAUCGUUAGACCACGGGCGCCAGCUUCAUGCUCAACUUAUCCAAUCAGGGUUUGAGUCGAGUAUAUCCGCAUCAAAUGCAUUGAUUACAAUGUAUGCUAGAUGCGGCAUUCUUCAAGAUUCACAAUCUGUAUUUUUUACGAUGAAUUAUUUGGAUUCGGUAUCCUGGAACUCAAUGAUCGCCGCUUUAGGGCAGCACGGGCAUGGUGGUCAAGCAGUUGAUCUUUUCGAACAAAUGCUGAAAGAAGGUAUCGUUCCUGACCGAAUCACAUUCCUCACAAUUCUUUCCUCGUGUAGCCACGCGGGUCUCGUUGACCAAGGUCAACGCUAUUUCAACUCGAUGUAUGAGUUAUACAACAUAACCCCAGGUGAAGAUCAUUACGGUCGUUUAAUCGACUUGCUUUGUAGAGCAGGCCGAUUCACCGAAGCGACAGAUACGAUCCAAAAAAUGCCGUUCGAUCCCGGAGUACCGAUAUGGGAAGCACUUCUCGGCGGGUGUAGAAUCCAUGGAAACAUCGAUUUAGGGAUCAAAGCUGCGGAGAAACUGUUUGAACUAAUUCCGCAUCAUGACGGGACGUAUAUACUUCUAUCGAAUAUGUACGCAACGUUGGGUAAAUGGACCGAUGUUUCUAGAAUUAGAAACAUGAUGCGUGUUCGUGGAGUGAAGAAAGAACCCGCGUGUAGCUGGAUUGAAGUUGACAAUAUGGUUCAUGUGUUUUUGGUGGACGACACUAAACACCCCGAGGUUCAAAAGGUGUACAAGUAUCUUGAGGAAUUGGUAUCGAAAAUGAGGAAAUUAGGGUAUGUUCCGGAUACGAAGUUUGUGUUGCAUGAUAUGGAGAACGAGCAAAAGGAGUACGCGUUGUCUACUCAUAGUGAAAAGCUCGCGGUUGCUUUCGGGCUUUUAAAGCUUCCUUCCGGAGCCAUGGUUAGGGUUUUCAAGAACAUUAGGAUUUGUGGCGAUUGUCAUAACGCGUUCAAGUUUAUGUCUCAGGUUGUGGAGAGAGAGAUUGUUGUAAGAGAUGGGAAACGGUUUCAUCAUUUCAAAGAUGGGAAUUGUUCUUGUGGGAAUUAUUGGUGAUAUGAAACUAUACUUAUUAGUUUGGUUAUUAAGCCUCCGUGAUACAACGAAGCGGAUGUAAGAGUUAGAAGACUCGUACUUGAACUAGUUUAAUCGAGGCAAAGGGGAUAGAAACGGACCCAACUUAAAAAAGGGCAUAACUCAGGCUAUAUGUGGAGUUACGGGGCCCAUAAGUUAUGAACGGAAAGGUCUCAACGAGCUGGAUCAUGUGGAAACGCCAAUUUUGAAGUCAGAUUUUAUAUAUAUAUAUUUUUUCUUUAAAAACCGAAUCAUGUGAGAUCAGGAUUUUGCCACUCCUGCUUCCGUCUAGGUAGGGAAUCUUAGAAACAAUUUUUGAAACCUGAAUUUUGGCAGAACCAAUUAGCAGCAUGGACUUGUUUACAUUGAGAUGUAUCUAUAUCUAUAUGUAAAAUGAAUGAAAUGAAAUACAAAACAAAAUAAAGCUCGAUAAA
Molecule: messenger RNA, 3018 nt
Organism: Helianthus annuus (common sunflower)
Lineage: Eukaryota; Viridiplantae; Streptophyta; Magnoliopsida; Asterales; Asteraceae
Product: pentatricopeptide repeat-containing protein At1g25360
Exons: 1
Coding region: 155-2566 (803 amino acids)
Biological process (GO): RNA modification
Molecular function (GO): RNA binding; protein binding; zinc ion binding
Source: RefSeq, a predicted model, not a curated record